AUGAAGUUGUUCACGCACAAGCUGCAAGAAGGUGGUUCGGUGAUGAACCACUUAUCGAUCUUUAAGGAGAUCGUUGCCGACCUAGUGUCGAUGGAGGUAAAAUAUGAUGAUGAAGAUUUAGUUCUUCUACUGUUAUGCUCACUGCCUACUUCAUUUGCAAAUUUCCGAGAUACCAUACUAUUAAGCCGUGAUGAACUAACCCUUGCUGAAGUAUAUGAGGCCCUCCAGAUGAGGGAGAAGAUGAAAGGUAUGGUUCAGUCUGACAUGUCGUCCUUCAAGGGCGAAGUGUUGCAGGUUAGAGGCAGGCCCGAGCAGAAAACCUACAACAACAACAACAAUAAUCGAGACAAGAGCAAGAACGGUAAAGGCCGUUCCAAGCCCAGAGGUAGGGAUAAGUUCUACAGGUAUUGUAAGAAAGAUACUCAUGCCAUUGAUGAUUGUUGGAAGCUACAGAAUAAGGAGAAAAGAAAUAGUACGUAUAAAUCAAAAAACAAAUCCGAUGGUGAUGGUAAGGCCUCUGUUGUCUCUACUGUUGAUACUUCUAAUUCAGGAGACGUUCUUGUUGUUUUUGCUGGUUGUGUUGCUGGUCGUGAUGAAUGGAUACUUGAUUCUGCACGCUCGUUUCAUAUAUGCUCUAACAGAGAUUGGUUCAGUUCUUACGAGUCUGUGCGGAGUGGAGAUGUCGUGCGUAUAGGAGAUAACAACCCACAUGUGAGACACAUACCAGGGAUGGCUAGAAAUCUCAUCUCCCUCAGCACACUUGAUGCCCAGGGGUACAGACACUCUGGUUCAAGUGGAGUGUGUAAGGUAUCAAAAGGCUCUCUCAUUCAUAUGAUAGGCGAUAUGAAUUCUGCAAAGUUAUAUGUUCUUAUAGAAAGUACUUUACAUGGUUCUUUCACUGCUGCUACUGUUUCUAAUGAUGAACCAAGUAAAACUAAUCUCUGGCAUAUGCGUCUUGGGCAUAUGAGUGAACUUGGUAUGGCAGAAUUGAUCAAGAGAGACCUACUAGAUGGUUGCACUAUGGGUAAGAUGAAGUUCUGUGAGCACUGUGUUUUUGGUAAGCACAAGAGGAUAAAAUUCAAUACAUCUGUUCAUAUUACCAAAGGUACACUUGAUUAUGUACAUGCUGAUUUGUGGGGUUCGUCUCGUAAGCCUUCUUAUGGUGGUGCUCGUUACAUGCUUACCAUUAUUGAUGAUUACUCUAGAAAAGUAUGGCCUUAUUUUCUGAAAAAUAAAGAUGAUACUUUUACUGCUUUUAAAGAGUGGAAAGUUAUGAUAGAAAAGCAAACUGAAAAGAAGGUUGAGAACAUUCAUGAGCCGGCUACGUACACUGAAGCUGUUGUUUCUGGUGACCGCGAAAAGUGGAUUUCCGCUAUGCAAGAGGAGAUGCAGUCACUCGAGAAAAAUGGCACAUGGGAUGUUAUGCGCUUGCCUAAACAAAAGAAGGCCUCAGUUAGUACUCCUAUUGCUCCUCAUUUUAAAUUAUCAGCUUUACAAUGUGCUAGUACUGAUGAGGAUUUUGAGUACAUGUCAAGAGUUCCAUAUUCUAGUGUUGUUGGUUCUUUGAUGUAUGCCAUGGUUUGCUCUUAUCCUGAUUUAUCAUAUGCUAUGAGUUUGAUUAGUAGAUACAUGGCUAGUCCUGGUAAAGAACAUUGGAAGGCCGUUCAGUGGAUUUUUAGGUACCUUCGUAGCACAACAAAUGUUUGUUUGAAGUUUGGCAAGACUAAUAAGGGACUCACUGGCUACGUGGAUUCAGAUUUUGCUGACGAUUUGGAUAAGAGGAGAUCUCUCACAGGUUAUGUGUUCACUAUUAGUGGUUGUGCUGUGAGUUGGAGGGCAACAUUGCAGCCCGUUGUUGCCCUGUCUACCACUAAAGCAGAAUUGGCUGUUGCUGAAGCAUGUAAAGAAUCGGUUUGA
This is a messenger RNA of Miscanthus lutarioriparius, 1917 nucleotides long. The record is from the annotation of a GenBank genome assembly. NCBI's taxonomy places the organism in Eukaryota, Viridiplantae, Streptophyta, Magnoliopsida, Poales, Poaceae.